Molecule: messenger RNA, 1821 nt
Organism: Amoebophrya sp. A25
Lineage: Eukaryota; Dinophyceae; Syndiniales; Amoebophryaceae
Source: the annotation of a GenBank genome assembly
ACCCUUACGACGAGUAAACCUGCACCCCGCCCGCUGAAGGUGGUGGUAAUGUCAGCAACACUAGACGGUGAUCAAUUUUCGAACUACUUCAACCGCGCACCCGUCUGCAGUUGUCCUGGACGUAGUUACCCUAUCGAGGUGUAUUACGACCAACCUGUGACGCACAACAAGCGUGUAGAAGCCGCGGUGAACUGCGCGUUAAACUUGCACUUGCGGGAGAAACGAGGUCACAUUCUUGCUUUUCUGACGGGCAUGGAAGAGUGCGAACAAGCGUGCACCCUCGCGCUGUCCAAACUACAACAGCUGCUGGCGCAGAAGGGCAGUGACGCCAACGUCGCAGAUUGUUUAAUUUUGCCACUCUACGGGUCGCUUUCCACGGAGGAUCAACGAAAAGCGUUUGAUACGGUGGAUAGUUCACAGCUGCGCAAGAUCAUUUUCUCGACGAACAUCGCAGAAACGAGUGUUACGGUUGAUGGCAUUGGUUUUGUGAUCGAUUCUGGGGUAGUGAAGCAGAAAGAGUUCAACCCGAAAACAGGAAUGGAACAACUGGUAGUUGUGAACGUGAGCCGCGUGCAGGCGACACAACGCGCGGGUCGCGCAGGACGAACGCAGAAAGGCAAGUGCUAUCGCCUCUACACUGAGGAGAUGUUUCGAUCCCGGUUCAAGGACGCAACAACUCCCGAAAUUCUGAGGUCUAAUCUGGCUUCAGUCUGCUUGCAGAUGAAGGCUAUGGGAGUUGGCAACAUUCUGACAUUUGAUUUCAUGGAGCGCCCAUCGCGUUACAACAUUUUACAAGCGCUGAGGCAGCUCUAUUUGCUCGGCGCGAUAGAUGCGGACGGAAAGAUCACAGAAGACGGGCUCUCCAUGUCCGAGUACCCCCUCGAGCCAACGUUUGCGCGGUGCCUGAUUGCAGCGGAGCGACUCCAUUGCGGCCCGGACAUGGUCACGUUGGUGAGCAUUCUCUCGGCCGAGUCGAUCUGGUAUCGGCCGCCGCGCGCGAACGAAGAAGCGUUCAAAAAGGCGGCCAUGUGCCACGCCAACCUCUGCGACACCACGGUAGGUGACCACUACUCUCUCGUGCGCAUCUUCCAGAAGUGGGGCGCCGCAGGGCACAACACACGAGAUUGGUGCCAAGACAACUGCCUCCACUUUCGUUCCCUUCGUCAAGCCUCCGACAUCCGCUCGCAGUUGGACAUCCAGAUGCAGCAGAGAGGAAAGGCUUCCGCAACCGGCAACAUCAUGUCAUCCUCUGGACCCGCAGCAGCGUCCUCUCCGACAUUCGGGCCGCAAGGAGGGUCGUCGAAAAACGCCUCAUCGUCAAGCCGAGGCAACGGAGCAAACGGUGGUGGAGCGGACGACGGCGACCCCAAUUCGCUUCCGAUGUCGGUCCGCCUACGCCGCGCUCUCUGCGAGGGCUUCUACAUGCAGACUUGCCGCUUGAUGGGAAGUCAGCAGGGCUGGCUCACAGUAACGGAAUCUUUGCCGGUGCGGCCCGAACCUGGCGCAGCCAUUGAUGAGGCCAAUUUGCCAGAGUGGCUGCUGUACACGGAACUCGCGGGCCAGGCAGGCGCUGGCGCAGGCACCAUGCGCAAUGUCUCACCGAUUCAACAAGAAUGGAUCUCUCAUCUCUUGCCAAGAUUGGAGAUGGUGGAUCUCUCCCGAUUGGUGGGCGAGGUAGCACCAGCAAAAGAGGGGGAAAAGAGUCAAAAAGAAACGAAGGUGCAGGCUGCUGCGCGCGAACAGGCAGCGAGAAAGGAUAAGGCGCUGAGCGCAAAAGAACGCUAUUUAGCUCGAAAAGCGGAGGAGGAGGCAAAAAAGAAG